AUAACACUAGACAAUGCGUCGAAUAAUGACACCAUGAUGCGUGAGCUCGAGCGGCUGCUCUGCCGAGAUGGCAUCCCAUUCCACCACGAGGGAAAUCGCAUACGCCCAAGCCGGGCCCGCACAUCACCAGAUCCGGUUGCACGUUGCCGCACACUCGUUCGCUCUUGCAGAAUCUCCUGGGCACGCCGCAGAGAUCUACGGCAGACAAUUAUUCUGACGAUGGAAUCUAAGCAGCUGGAAUUAGAGGGUCAGAACGAGCCGGAAUCUUCGCAGGAGCCGGCUAAACCGAAGGAACUGCUUCGGGACGUUGACACACGCUGGUCCGCUCUAUUCAUGAUGAUAGAUCGUCUUCUUGAGCUGUACGAGGCAAUUGACGCACUCCUAAAUGCUCAGAAGCAGAAGGAUAUUCGCAAACACGCGCUGGACGAGAUGGAGUUGCGCGUCUUAGCUGAUAUCCGUGAGUUUCUGUAUGUAUUUCACUGCGUACAGGAGCUCCUUUCGUCCAACAAGACUCCAACCCUUCCGCUGUCGAUCCCCAUGUACAAGAGUCUCAUGGAGCUGCUGCGCAUGUUGCGCGGUCGCCUUCCUAUGCUCGAAAAUGCUAUCAACGCCUCUUUGGGACGCCUCCGGAAGUACCUUAGUCGGGCGCGCAGGAGCAAAGCAUACGCUCUCGCCAUGAUUCUUCAUCUGGAAUACAAAUUCACGUGGAUAGAUAAGUACUGGACAGCCGAAGAAGCAGCAGAUGCUCGCCGCUGGCUCCAAGAAGCAGUAAGUUGA
Molecule: messenger RNA, 777 nt
Organism: Phanerochaete carnosa HHB-10118-sp
Lineage: Eukaryota; Fungi; Basidiomycota; Agaricomycetes; Polyporales; Phanerochaetaceae
Exons: 4
Source: RefSeq, a predicted model, not a curated record